This is a messenger RNA of Labrus mixtus (cuckoo wrasse), 4266 nucleotides long. Its product is annotated as gastrula zinc finger protein XlCGF57.1-like. Lineage: Eukaryota; Metazoa; Chordata; Actinopteri; Labriformes; Labridae. The transcript is spliced from 2 exons. The record is from RefSeq and is a predicted model, not a curated record. Gene Ontology annotation, biological process: regulation of transcription by RNA polymerase II. The coding region runs from base 144 to 1811 and encodes 555 amino acids. Gene Ontology annotation, cellular component: nucleus. Gene Ontology annotation, molecular function: DNA-binding transcription factor activity, RNA polymerase II-specific; RNA polymerase II cis-regulatory region sequence-specific DNA binding.
UAGAAGAUGGUGGACCGGGUGCAGCAUGUUUUCUGUUAGCUUCGUCUGCAUACUUUACCUUCCAACUCAAUUCUAUGUGAUCGUAUGAAUCUCUAAUACACCAUACUGACGCUUUAUCCAUAAAGUGCUCCGGAAACUGCAGCAUGAAGACGAAGAAGAAGCUCUCUUCAGCCCGCAGUAGCUCGGAGAUUGAAGACCACGAUGAUGCUAAGAUGGAGGUCUCUACCGAGAGCUCCAAAAGAAAAGAGCCUUUCUCAGCAGCGAAGAAUCCACCAGCAACUAAAAAGAAGGACACUGACUCAGAGGAAGAUGUCCAGCAGCUGUUAGUGAGUAAAGAAGAGCUUCCACCUGAGCAGCAGGAGUGGAGCCACAUUCUGGACCAGGAGGACACUAAGCCCCAACACAUUAAAGAAGAACAUGAGGAACUGUGGAUCAGUCAGGAGGAAGAACAGCUUCAAGGACUGGAGGAGGCUGAUACCACCAGGUUCCCCUUCACUCCUGUCUCUGUGAAGAGUGAAGAUGAUGAAGAGAAACCUCAGUCCUCACUGCUUCAUCAGAGACAAACUGAACAGAUGGAAACAGGAGUUGAUGGAGAGGACUGUGGAGGAGCAGAACCAGAGAGGUACUCAGAUCCAGAGAGACGUUUACAACCAGAGAUUGAGGUCAAGAUUGAAGACUCUGAUGAAGCUGAGACUGAUGACAGUGAUGAUUGGCAAGAGACAAGAGAAGAUUUGUCAGAAUUAAACUUGAAAAAUAAGAAACUAAAGAAUAGUAAGAGACCACAUAGGUGCUCGGAGUGCGGUAAAAGAUUUAACCGAAAAGAGCAUCUGACCAGUCACAUGAUGAUUCACACUGGAGAGAAACCCUUCAGCUGCUCUGAGUGUGAGAAAAGAUUUACCCAAAAAGGGUCUUUGACCAGACAUAUGUUAGUUCACACAGGAGAGAAACCCUACACCUGCUCUGAGUGUGGUAAGAGUGUAUCCCAAAGUGGAGGUCUGGCCACACACAUGUUAGUUCACACUAGAGAGAGACCAUUCAGUUGCUCUCAAUGUGGAAAACGAUUUAGAGAAAAGGGGACUCUGAAGAGACACAUUAAAGUUCACACUGGGGAGAAAGCCUUCAGUUGCUCUGUUUGCAGUAAAAGUUUUACCCUAAGAAGAAGUCUGACCACACACAUGUUAGUUCAUGCAGAAGAGAAACCAUUUAGCUGCUCUGUUUGCAGUAAAAGUUUUACCCUAAGAAGAAGUCUGACCACACACAUGUUAGUUCACACAAGACAGAAACCCUUCAGUUGCUCUAUUUGCAGUAAAGCAUUUCAUCAAAAAGCAGCCCUAACCCAACACAUGUUAGUUCACACAGGAGAGAAAGCCUUCAGCUGCUCUGGGUGUGGUAAAAGGUUUAGUUCUAAGGGAGAACUGACCAAACACAUGAUGAUUCACUCUGGAGAGAAACCCUUCAGCUGCUCUGUUUGCAGUAAAAGUUUUACCCGAAGAGAUAGUCUAGUCACACACAUGUUAGUUCACACUGGAGAGAAACCCUUCAGUUGCUCUAUUUGCAGGAAAGGUUGUACCCAGAGAGGAAGUCUGACUAGACACAUGUUAGUUCAUACAGGAGAGAAAGCUUUCAGCUGCUCUGAGUGUGGUAAAAGGUUUAGUUCUAAGGGGGAAGUCACAAAACACAUGAUGAUUCACUCUGGAGAGAAACCCUUCAGCUGCUCUGUUUGCAGUAAAAGUUUUACCCGAAGAGAUAGUCUGACCAGACACGUUAGUUCACACAGGAGAGAAAGCCUUCAGCUGCUCUGGGUGCGGUAAAAGGUUUAGUUCUAAGGGAGAAAAAAAGUGAUGAUUCACAUUGGAGAGAAACCCUGUUUGCAGUAAAAGUUUUACCUGACGAGAUAUUCUGGCCACACGUUAGAUCCCACAUGAGACAGCCUUCAGCUGCUCUGAAUGUGGAAAACGGUUUAGAAAAAAAUGGGACUCUUAAGAUACACAAUAAAGUUCACACUGGGGAGAAAGCAAUCUGCUCCUCUCAACGUGAAAAAAGAUUUACCCAUAAGUCUAGUUUGACAUAUCACAUGGCAAUUCACAGAGAGAAACCCUUCAGCUGCUCUGAGUGUGGCAAAAGGUUUUGUUCUAAGGGAAAUCUGACCUGGCACACGUUAGUUCACACAGGAGAGAAACCCUUCAGCUGCUAUUUUUGCAGAAAUGUUUUUACCUGAAGAGGAACUGUGGCCACACACGUUAGUUCACACUUAUCUCCCCUCUAAAUUAGGCAAAAGAACACAAAACACACUUUGUAAUAACCGUCAGCAAAUAGCUCAAUGCUAUAUACUAGGACUCCUGCUCAUAAAUUCAACAUAUGACCACUUACGCUGCACUGCUGGUCAGUCUUUCUCCCAGCGUGGCAGCUAACACACAAACACGACACGUUUUCCUCAAUCUACAAAAAUCGUCAUAAAUACACAAUCGUUUUUCUUCAGCCUUACUCUGUAAACUUAAAUAUAAAUAUUUAUGUUAUCUUUAUCUCUUAUUUUGAAGGUUAAUACUUCUAUAACAAGAAUAAAGAGAUGAACUGAAAGAGGACAGCCUUGUUUAAUCCAUUCAUCUCUAAACCUUUGAUGAUAUCUCGUAUUUUGAAGGUUAAUGCUUCUAUAAUAAGAAUAAAGAGAUGAGCUGAAAGAGGACAGCCCUACCUGACACCUCCAGAAAGUUUCAUCGGGUCAGAAAUGUGCCCGUUGUUUAUAAUUCUACUGAAGGGAUUUUGAUAUAGUGCGUGUACCCAUUUAAUAAAACUAUCACCAACAUGAAAGUAUUGUAAACACUGAUAUAAAAACUCCCACUUAACCGUAUCAAAGGCUUUUUCAAAGUCAGCUAUAAACACCAAGCCAGACGAAUGAUUCUUAUCAUAAUAUUCCAUUAUUUCAAGAAGACGCUGAAGAUAUCAUCUCCUAUGAAUCAACCUUCCAGAAAACCAGUUUGAUCAAAAUGUAUUCAUCGUUGAAUCACCUGCUUUAUUCUAAGAGCAACACAUUGAACUAAAAUAUGAGCAUCACAGCACAAAGGUGUCUGGGGUCUCUAGUACCACAGGUUGAUUACGCUCACACACAACUUGUAAACGCCUUGAUUAAACAAGUUGAUAACGGACACGUUACACAAGAUUGAAUCAUCAGUGAAGAGCUUACUAUAUGUAAUGUUUCACCAUACCGCGUUCAUAUUUUUUGUUUGUUUGUGAGAACCCAUCACACCAAUUAAGACAGACAACCAUACAUGUUUCAUAUAACACUAGGAACAUCCAAUUAGAUAUAUAUAUGACACGACUCUCUUUCCAACACCUGCUAACGAGGCUGCUCGAUCAACUUCACUUGGAUUGGCCUGAUUAAUUCUCUUUGGCAAAUUAACUUGCCAAGCAGGGGAUAUGUAGCCGUCAGCAGCCACGUUUUACAACCUCUCUUAAUGCAGGACUCAGGACUGUGGAUUAUCAUCUGGGUUACUUUUUUACCAAGAAACAAAGAAACUGAUCAAUGAUUUAAGUCUCCCUCUCAGACAGGCUCUGGAAGACAGGAUAUUAUGAACUUUUACAACACCUGGAAUAAACAAUCUAGCGGAAACAGAACACUCUGCUAUCUACGAAUUGACCCCAAAGACAUGAACUAUGACUGAAACCAGUCUCUGCAAAGUCGUAAAAUUGACCAUCUGUUGAAGGACUGCUGAAGAGCUGAAUUAAACCACAGCUUUCAAUUCUGCAUCAAAUGAACAUUUAUGUCUUUCUUCAUCUAGAUAUUUGUAAUUGUCACAUUGAAUGUAUUAUAAUCAUCUUUUUAAACUCAAAAUCUGAUCUUCAGAACAGGAAUAAGAGUUAUAAUAGUUUUAGGAAUUUGACGUGGUGCGCUAUUGCCAUCUAGUGUUAGAAUAUCCAUGAAUACAUAACCUUCAUAAUUAUACAUUUAGACGUGUUAUAAAGCAUACUCUUUGAUAUUAGCUAUAGAAGGUGUUAUUUAAAGACACCAAUUUAUUUUCCUACUUUAUUAAUAUGUCUUAUUAAGAAUGUUGACUGUAUAACAUGUUUUUGUUCACCUACAGGCUGGGAUUAACUGAGGAUGUUCCCAGAUGGUGUGAUUUUUCAUCUCAACAUGAAUCUGAUAGAAAUGUUUGUCUAAAUAUAUGACGUGAACCUACAUCAACGUGGAUCUGAUAGAAAUAAUAUCGAAAUGAAUGUAUGGUGACGUAUAUAUGUUUAGAUUCUUAUUCUUAAUCUUAUUGAGUAAAC